CCAACAAGAAUUUUAUUUGGUUCGCGUAAACUUUCCGACACACAAUGAACGACGAGCGUAAAGAAAUAUUUUUAUCCAAAAUUUUAGUUUUUUGAAAAAUAAUAUAAUUCCUGUGAACACCGAGAAAUAUUAUCAGUCCCCCCCAAAGUUAGUACUUUUCUGAGAAGGGAAGGAAAGAUGGAAGACUUUCCUGCCACUCAGCUUGUUAGUGAUAUUCGUGGUUCAGAUGAGGAAGUAGACGAAUUUGGACCUACCCAAGCAGUCGGAGGGGGUGGGGUUCUUGUUGAUAGAGAUGGAGAGGAAGAAGAUUUAGUGGUGUCGACUGAGACUGUUGACGACGAUAAUGAUAAAGUUGACAGUGGGGAUGAGGAGGAAGUCGAUUUUGGACCGACACAGGCAAUUGGUGGGGGACAAGUUAAUGACGAUGAGGAAGAAAGUGAAGAAUUUGGACCUACUCAGGCCGUCAUUGAAAAGGUUGCACCUCAAGUUGACGAGGAAGACGAUGAAUUUGGACAGACCCAAGCUGUUGGUGAGGUUAGUCACGGCAGAGAUGAGGACGAAAAUGAAAUUGAAGAAUUUGGGCCAACCCAGGCUGUCGGUAGGGGUGAGGUUGAUGACGAAGAGGGAAUAGAAGAAUUUGGGCCAACUCAAGCGGUCGGUGGAGGUCAAGUAGUUGACGAAGUUGAUGAGUUUGGACCUACUCAAGCAGUUGGUGGCCAACCUCAAGGUGAUGAUGACGAAGAAUUUGGACAGACUCAAGCUACCGGUGGGGAUGAGGUUGAGGAGGAUGAAUUUGGACCUACCCAAGCUGUCGUUGAGGUUGGCCAAGCAGAUGAAGAAGAGUUAGUGGGGUCGACCGAUAAUACAGAUCUUGGUGAUAAAGAAAGGGGACGAUCAAGAUCUGGCUCCAGAUCCAAGUCACGAUCCCGGUCAAGAUCGAGGUCUUCUUCGAAUGAGUCGAGGGGAAGCGGAAGCCAUAUUAGUCGCCCAGUCAAGAAGCGGCGUCGGUCUGGCUCCGCAUCUUCCACAUCUUCUGCUGAAGUUGGUGAGAAAAAGAGGGGACGGUCAAGGUCUGAAUCCAGAUCAAAAUCACGUUCGCGAUCCAGAUCCAGAUCCAGGUCUUCUUCGAAUGAUUCUAGGAAGAGUGAUCGACCUAUUAAAAAGCGACGUCGUGUCGUGUCGGCUUCUUCCUCUUCGUCUGCUGAAGGUAUUGGCGAUAAAAAGAGGGCACGUUCGAGAUCUGCAUCCAGAUCCAAGUCACGCUCCCGGUCAAGAUCAAGAUCUUCUUCCAACGAUUCAAGGGGAAGUAGGGGAAGCCGUGGCAGUCGCCAAGUCAUUAAGAGGCGUCGGUCUGGAUCCGCAUCUUCCACAUCGUCUACAGAAGGGGCCUCGAAAAAAGUUGAAGAAUCCGCCGAAGCUGAUGCGAACAAGGAAGAAGGUGUUGAAGACCCGGAAGCAAAGAAAUUACUUCCUGACGUUUCAGAUUCUGACGACUCAGGUCCGGAGGAUAGCAAUCGCAAUCGUAACGAAACUUUAGAGUAUGAUUUCGAUAAUAUGAUGGCAAAGCGAAAAGCAGAAAUGUCUCGGCGACGAAAGCGACGAGAUAUUGACAUUAUCAACGACAAUGAUGACUUGAUUGCUCAAUUGCUUGGUGAAAUGAGGAAUGCUGCAGAGGAUGAUCGUGAUUCAAAUCGCGAAGGAAAGCCUGCGAUUAGAAAGACGAGCAUGCUUACCAGCGUCUUAUCCCAGCUGAAGAAACAUGAUCUACAAAUGGCCUUUUUGGAACAUAAUGUACUCACCAUUUUGACAGAUUGGUUGGCUCCGAUGCCUGAUAGGAGCCUUCCUGCUCUUCGAAUUCGUGAGUCAAUGUUGAAAUUAUUGGUUGAGUUCCCAACUAUUGACCAAGGUCUUCUCAAGCAGUCUGGAAUUGGAAAAGCUGUCAUGUACUUGUAUAAACAUCCAAAGGAAACUAAAGAUAACAAGAGAAUUGCAGGACGUCUUAUUAAUCAAUGGGCUCGUCCUAUUUUCAAACUGUCGACUGAUUUUAAAGCUUUAUCAAAAGAGGAGAGAGAACAAAGAGAUUUGGAACAAAUGCCGUCUACUCGUCGAGGCGAAACUGAAGGUUCUACUUCUCGCAGAGGACUGGGAGAUGAAAUGGGCGGAAGCGCAGAUGGCGAGAAGAAGCCAAAAAGACCUGGUGAAGAAGGAUGGGUUCCUAGAGCUCGUGUUCCACUACCUUCAACCAAGGACUAUGUAGUUCGUCCUAAAUGGAAUAGUGAAGUGGAAAUGUCAAAGCAAAACAAGAAGCAAGCAAAUCGAUUGGACAAACACGUGAGAAAUUUUAUCGAAAAGAAGAAGCAAUCCAAGACUCAACGAGCUGUACAGAUUUCAGUCGAAGGCCGCAAAAUUAUGUUAUAGUCCGAGAAGGCAAAUUAAUUCAAUCCUAGUUAAACAUUUGCCUAACGUAUUAUUUAGCGAAUUAGACCUUUCGUUAAUGCUCAUCGCAUAUACCAUAAGCGCACUUGUUUUAUGAUUCAAUGACUUGGCCACGCAUUCAACAUAGAAAUGAACCUUGAAUUUGGGUUAACUCAAAAUGUAGUAGCUAAUUAUUUAAACAAACUUUCUUCAUUUUCUGCGAAAACCUUACAAAAUAUGAAUUUAAUCCUAUGUAAUAAGUAAACAUGUUCCAAUACAUAAAUUUUUAAUAUGACAUGAAAUAAAGUGCGAUGAGAAAAUCAAACUUA
Molecule: messenger RNA, 2744 nt
Organism: Folsomia candida
Lineage: Eukaryota; Metazoa; Arthropoda; Collembola; Entomobryomorpha; Isotomidae
Product: IWS1-like protein
Exons: 10
Coding region: 178-2418 (746 amino acids)
Biological process (GO): poly(A)+ mRNA export from nucleus
Cellular component (GO): nucleus
Source: RefSeq, a predicted model, not a curated record